CCACGCCAUUGCUGCCCUCUCUUCUCUUCUCUUCUCUUCCUCCUCCUUCACUUCCUCCCUCUGUUCUUCUCAGAAUUUUCCUUGUGAAUUUCCUGCCGGUUUCCGACUUUUUAUGUGUUCCUUGUACUGAGACGUAGACGAGGGGGGAGAAGAGAGUGAUUGGCGAGCGGUGGGAGAAGGAAGACGAGACGGCUGCGGCGGCCGACGGCCAUUUUUGAUGCGUGGCUCCGUCGAGGUCCACGCGAUUGGCAGAGACGUCGCGUUGCCGAGCCCCCUGAGACUCAGAUCCCCUCCGGCAUUGGACAUGAUGAGGUACCAAAGGCUCAGCCCGGACUGCCUCCCGCUCGGCAACGGCGGCGGCGCCGUUGCCCGGAAACCUGCGUCGAGAUCCUCCUUCAAGGACGACGACGCCCCGGCCGUGGCCACGGACGGCUCACGCCUCGCCUCCUACCUCGCGGCCUCCCCGCUCGAGUCCAAGCCGCUUCGCGCACGCGCGCCGCCGCCUCUCGCAUCGGCCGGCCGGAGCCCGGCGCGCGACCACGCGCACCACCACCCCUCCGACUCCUCCGACACUGCCUCCCCGAGCUCGACUGGCGCGAGCGGCGGCGGCGGCGGCGGCGGCGGCGACGUGCUGCUGCAGUGGGGGCACAACAAGCGGUCGCGCUGCCGGCGCGACUCGGCCGCCGCAGCGCCGUCAGCGCAGCGCCGGCAGCCCGGUGUCGGCGUGAAGAUCCAACGGCGCGCGUCAGCGCCGGCAGAGAAGCUCAUGCCGCCGCCGCCGCUCGCCGCCGGGUCGUACACGCGGGGGUCCAACCUGAGAUCCGCCUCCUCCUUCCCGUCCCGGGCCUCGGCAUCCGGAGACGCUCGCCACGGCAGCCACCACCCGCCCCACCACCGCAGGUCCGUCGAGGAGCGAUCGGGCGGCGGGCAGAAGCGGUCGUCGCCGGACAAGGCGCACAAGUCCGCCAUGGACGCCAUACUGCACAUGGAGUCCAAGAACCACCACCACCACCACGACUCGCCGUUGACCGCCAACGGCGCUGUCGCCGGCGAGAAGCUGGGCGUGGAGCGGUUCGAGCUGCCGCGGAUCUACAUCUCGCUGUCGCGCAAGGAGAAGGAGGACGACUUCUUGGCCAUGAAGGGCACCAAGCUGCCCCAGCGGCCCAAGAAGAGGGCCAAGCUUGUGGACAAGACCCUCCAAUAUGUCUUCCCUGGGAUGUGGCUGUCAGAUUUGACGAAAGGCCGGUAUGAGGUCCGGGAGAAGAAAUGCGUGAAGAAGAAGCGAAGAGGGCUGAAAGGGAUGGAGAGCAUGGACAGCGACUCAGAGUGACGGUCAAGUGAGACGGCAAAAGUAGCAAUAAGAUGGAGAUGCGGUCAUGGGUGAAGAGGAAGAAGAAAGACCAGCAGCUAUCCAACGGGAGAGGGCGGCCAGAAGCGGUUGUAUUUUUGGGGUGAAAGGUUUCCCGUUGCGUUCUCUCUCCGCGAGGCCGUUUUCUUGUGAGCUGCGGCUGUUUGUUUGAACGUUCCGUGGUGACUUGUGCAGAGUUGUUCACCAAUUCCCUCAUCACGACCCAUUCAUCUAUAUCACACAGAGUCCGCCACCUCUGAAGGUUAAACCUAGGAGAAGAAAAGGUUUUUUAUUAGAUAGGAGAAGAGUAGAGGAAGAAAAGGUGAUGUGAGAAUCAACUUGUGUUUUAGAGUAGAAAUCUGAAACUUGGAAUGCGAUUCCGUCGAGUUGGUCGUGACGCUGAACAAACUGAACGAGUAGAUUCUUAUUUUACUAAA
Phragmites australis (common reed) is the source of this 1785-nucleotide messenger RNA. RefSeq lists its product as uncharacterized. Bases 218 to 1330 code for a protein of 370 amino acids. The record is from RefSeq and is a predicted model, not a curated record. Lineage: Eukaryota; Viridiplantae; Streptophyta; Magnoliopsida; Poales; Poaceae. The transcript is spliced from 5 exons.